CCAGCCGGAGACAGAGUCACCUUUGAGCUGCUCCGGCGGCGAGCGGCUGGGGCCAUGGGGGGGCCCCCGCGCCUGCUGCCCGCGCUGCUGCUGCUGCUCCCAGGGCUGUGCGGGGCGUUCAACAUCGACGUGAGCACCCCGCGCCUCUUCCACGGCCCCCCCGAGGCCCAGUUCGGGUACAAGGUGCUGCAGCGGGCGGCCGGCGGGGACCGGUGGCUGCUGGUGGGGGCCCCCUGGGACGGCCCGGAGGGUGACCGCCGCGGGGACGUCUACAAGUGCCACGUGGGCUCGCCCAACGCCACGUGUGCCAAAGCCAACCUCGGCACCGCAGCCCUGCAGCGCUCCCCCCUGCCCAGCCGCAACAUGCACCUGGGGAUGACGCUCCUGGACAGCAAGGACGGCGGCUUCGUGGCCUGCGCCCCGCUGUGGUCCCAGGAGUGCGGCACCUCCGUCUUCAGCACCGGCGUCUGCGCCCGCGUGGACGGCGACCUGCGGCCCGUGGAGACGAUCGCGCCCACGGCGCAGCGCUGCUCCACCUACAUGGACAUCGUCAUCGUCCUCGACGGCUCCAACAGCAUCUACCCCUGGUACGAGGUGCAGAACUUCCUCAGCAACGUCCUCAGCAAGUUCUUCAUCGGGCCGGGACAGAUCCAGGUCGGGGUGCUGCAGUACGGGGAGCACGCGGUGCACGAGUGGACGCUGGGGCAGCACCGCACGGCGGAGGAGGUGGUGGAGGCGGCCCGGAACAUCAGCCGGCAGGAGGGCCGCGAGACGCGCACGGCCUUCGCCAUCCACCAGGCCUGCACCGAAGCCUUCAGCCCCGAGCGGGGCGGCCGGGAGGACGCCACCAGGCUGAUGAUCGUGGUGACGGACGGCGAGUCGCACGACGGGGACGAGCUGCCCGAGGCGCUGGAGGAGUGCGAGAGGCGCAACAUCACGCGCUACGCCAUCGCCGUGCUGGGGCACUACCUGCGCCGGCAGCAGGACCCCGAGGACUUCAUCCGCGAGAUCAAGUACAUCGCCAGCGACCCGGACGAGAAGUAUUUCUUCAACGUCACCGACGAGGCCGCCCUCAACGACAUCGUGGACGCUUUGGGCGACCGCAUCUUCAGCCUCGAAGGCACCCACGGGAACAACGAGAGCUCCUUCGAGCUGGAGAUGUCGCAGAUCGGUUUCUCCAUCCACCUCCUGGAGGACGGGAUCCUCUUCGGGGCCGUGGGCGCCUACGACUGGGACGGGGCCGUGCUGGAGGAGAGCCGCCGCGGCCGCAUCGUGCCCCCCCGGGAAGCCUUCGAGCCGGAGUUCCCGCUGGAGCUGAAGAACCACGCAGCGUAUUUGGGUUACUCCGUCUCCUCGCUCCGGCUCCCCGGGGGGCAGCGCCUGUUCGUGGCGGGGGCCCCCCGCUUCCAGCACCGGGGCAAGGUGAUCGUCUUCGAGAUGGGCGCCACGGGGACGGUGACGGUGGCCCAGGCGCUGGUGGGCGAGCAGAUCGGCUCCUACUUCGGCAGCGAGGUGUGCGCCCUGGACGUGGACGGGGACGGCGUCACCGACGUGCUGCUGGUGGCCGCCCCCAUGUUCCUGGGGGCCCAGAGCAGGGAGACGGGGCGGGUGUACGUCUACAGAGUGGGGCAGCGGCUGCUGGCCCCCGCCGGGACGCUGCAGGCCGACCAGAAGCCGCAGGACGCCCGCUUCGGCUACGCCCUGGCCUCCGUCCCCGACCUCAACCACGACGGCUUCAACGACGCCGUGGUGGGGGCCCCGCUGGAGGACGGGCACCGCGGCGCCGUCUACGUCUACCACGGCGCCCCCGGCACCCUCCUGCCCCACUACAAGCAGGUGAGAGAUUGGGGGGGGGGGGGGGGUUGCCCGUGCGUGAGCUCAAACCGGGGUCCUGCUGCCCACGGCAGCCGGCCGGGUCCCACGGUGGUGUUAGCACAACCUCAUACGAGCCGGCGGAGAAGCCACCGCUCGCCCUGCUCUCGCCUCCCGCAGCGCAUCGAGGCGGCGGCGCUGGGCCGGGGGGGGCUCCUGUACUUCGGGCGCAGCCUGGACGCGCGGCUCGACCUGGACGGCGACGGGCUGGUGGACCUGGCCGUGGGGGCGCAGGGGGCGGCCGUGCUGCUGCGCUCCCGGCAGAUCGUCCAGGUCAACACCACGCUGUCGGUGGAGCCCCCGGCCAUCAACGUCAUCCAGAAGAACUGCCGGCGUGGCGGCGUCGGCGCCGUCUGCCUGCGGGCCAGGGUCUGCUUCCGCGCCGCCACCCGGGCACGGGGACAGCGGGACAGGGACAUCGAGCUCCGGUACAACGUGUCCCUGGAGGAGCGGGCGGGGGGGGCCCGCGCCGCCUUCGACUCGGGCGCCCGGCGGCUGCUGCAGCGGCGCGCGGAGCUCUCGCUGGGCAGGCAGAGCUGCCUCCGCUUCCCUUUCCACGUCCUGGACACCACGGAUUACCUGCGGCCCCUCAGCUUCACCGUGCGGCUGGCGCUGGCUGACCCCGGGGGCCCGGUGCUGGACGAGAAAUCCCCCAGCACCGUCCGCAAGCUGAUCCCCUUCUUCAAGGACUGCGGGGAGGACGACGAGUGCCUCGCGGACCUGGUGCUGCGCGCCACCACGGACAUCGCCGGCGACGGGCAGAGCCCCCACGUCCUGCGCAAGGGCAGGAGGAAGGCGGUGCUGGACGUGGUGCUGGAGAACAAGGGCGAGAACGCCUACAACGCCAGCCUGCUCCUGCGCUUCUCCGGCAACCUGCUCUUCUCCAGCCUCGUGCUCCAGGACACAAGCCCGGUGAAGCUGGAGUGCACCGCGCUGGGGGGCCACCGCCGGCUCUGCAGCAUCAGCUACCCCGUCUUCCGCUCGAUGGCCAAGGUCUCCUUCGCGCUGGAGUUCGAGUUCAGCUGCUCGGUGCUGCUCGGCCGAGCGGAGGUCAGCCUGGAGGCCACCAGCGACAGCGCCGAGGCCACGCCGCAGGACAACGGGGUCCAAAUCUCCGCUCCCAUCCGCUAUGAGCCCGACCUCUUCCUCUCCAGCGAGGCCAACCUGCACCGCUACGAGGUGCACCCGCUCGGCACCUUCCCCCACGGCCCCGGGCCUGAAUUCAAGACCACGGUGAAGGUGCAAAACCUGGGCUGCUACCCGGUGCGCAACCUCACCCUGCGCAUGGCCCUGCCGGCCCUCGGCUACCGCCGCGCCGCCUUCCUCUCCGUCACCCGCGUCCUCGCCGACAACGCCACGUGCGAGCUGCACGGCCCCGCUGAGGAGCCACGCAGGGGGGGUCCAGCCCCCGUGGUCCCCGUGCACCCCGAAGACCUGCUGCGCGUGGACAGGCUGGACUGCAGCAACGCCUGGUGCCAGGAGCUGAGCUGCGCCCUGGGGCGGCUGGAGCGCGGCGGCGAGGUCUCCGUCCACGUCCUGCGCGCCAUCCACAACGACUUCUUCCGCGCGGCUAAAUUCCGGAGCGUGAGGAUCGUCAGCACGGCUGCGCUGGGGGUCCCGGGGGGCAGCGCGCUGGUGCUGGGGGAGGCGGCUCAGCGCAGGGAGACGGUGCUUGAAAUCAUCCAGGCCAAGCGGGUGCCCAUCUCCCUGUGGAUCCUGGUGGGCAGCAUCCUGGGGGGGCUGCUCCUGCUGGCGCUCAUCAUCUUCUGCCUGUGGAGGCUCGGCUUCUUCACCCGCAAGAAGCUCCCGGAGGAGGAGGAGAAGGAGGAGCAGUGAUCCGUGGCGGCCCCGCGCUUCCCGGCUCUCUCCAGCCCCAGCGGCCCCCCGAGCCCGGCACCAUGGGGAGGGGACGGGUCCCUUCCCCGUCCCCGGGGACAGCCGGGGGGCUCGGGACUCCGCCACCCCCCCCCCCCAGUUUUGGUUCCACCGUGGCCGAGGGCGAUGCCGGUGCCGGGUUGUGCUGGCGCGGACGCAGCCAGGUGAGGUUGGGGCCGGCGCCGCGGCGCAGGAGACGCGGGCUCGGCCCGGAGGAGACGCGGGGGCGACGGCACAGACGGGGACGGACGUGGGGCGACCACCGAAAAAAAGCGGCCCCACCAAUAAAGCUCGGCCCCGUG
Cygnus atratus (black swan) is the source of this 4049-nucleotide messenger RNA. It is a transcript of the gene ITGA10, whose product is annotated as integrin subunit alpha 10. The coding region runs from base 55 to 3708 and encodes 1217 amino acids. Gene Ontology annotation, molecular function: integrin binding. The transcript has 29 exons. The record is from RefSeq and is a predicted model, not a curated record. Gene Ontology annotation, cellular component: external side of plasma membrane; integrin complex. Lineage: Eukaryota; Metazoa; Chordata; Aves; Anseriformes; Anatidae. Gene Ontology annotation, biological process: cell-cell adhesion; cell adhesion mediated by integrin; integrin-mediated signaling pathway.